Messenger RNA from Aspergillus alliaceus, 2187 nucleotides. RefSeq names its product aspartate--tRNA ligase MSD1. Gene Ontology annotation, biological process: aspartyl-tRNA aminoacylation. The transcript has 3 exons. The record is from RefSeq and is a predicted model, not a curated record. Gene Ontology annotation, cellular component: cytoplasm; mitochondrion. NCBI's taxonomy places the organism in Eukaryota, Fungi, Ascomycota, Eurotiomycetes, Eurotiales, Aspergillaceae. Bases 79 to 2118 code for a protein of 679 amino acids. Gene Ontology annotation, molecular function: aspartate-tRNA ligase activity; ATP binding.
GCCAUUGAGUCUCUAAUUGUUCUUUUGUGUCAUCUUCGAUCAAUUAUCCCCCUUCAAAUCUUAGUCUCUCACCCCAGAAUGAUAUUGAGCAGAGCGGGGCGUCUUUCCCCGCGCCUUUGCUCAAGCUAUAUCGAGAUCUCGAACUAUCUCCGCAGCGGAAGAACUGGAUUCAGAGGAGGGCUUCGUGGUCGUAUCUCUUCCCCAAGAUUAUUUUACACUAGAACAAUCCUUCAUAACCAACUUGAUACUCAGGGAGAGCGCCCGGCCUUUCUAGAGCAAUACAAACAAGCAGUUGAAUUCCCUGCCGCCACAUAUGACUUUGAGACGUUCCUUUCCCGGGCUACUCCAGACCAAGAAGUGGUGCUUCACGGCUAUCUUGGAGCCCGCAAAGACCUUUCCAAAAAGCUUGCCUUUGUGCGCUUAACAGACCCAACGAUGCAGCACAGUAUCCAGCUAGUAUCACUCGCUAAGAAUGGCGCAUUGGAGAAGCUCAAGGCUGUCAGAGCAAACAGUCCAGUUGCUGUUCGAGGGAAGGUCAAGGCUAAGCAGGCGAAAGGAUCUGAGAUAGAGCAGACCGAUCCCUGGGAAAUCCAGGUUGAUGAUAUUCGGCCUCUUAACGACUUCCCCAGUGAUAUCAUAAUGAAGUCCGACACUGUCUUUGCCCCAAAGCAGCGGUUUCUACAACUCCGAUCCGAUAGCGAAUUGCGUAAUGCGCUACGCUUCCGGGCUCAAGUGCACAAUGUCUGCAAGGAAGAGUUGGAACAGUGCCGGCCACCGUUUGUGGAGAUCGAGACGCCUCUUCUGUUCAAGUCGACACCUGAAGGUGCUCGUGAAUUCCUUGUGCCAACCAGAAAGCGCGGCCUAGCAUAUGCUUUACCCCAAAGCCCGCAACAGUAUAAACAGAUCCUGAUGGCAAGUGGGAUACCAAGAUAUUUCCAAUUCGCGCGCUGUUUCCGCGACGAAGACCUUCGUGCAGACAGGCAGCCAGAGUUUACUCAGCUCGAUAUGGAAAUGUCCUUUGCGACUGGAGAGGACGUUAUGCGCACGGUGGAAGGAAUUAUCCGCAGACUGUGGUCAACUUUAAUGAAGGAUCCCGCACCGUCGGGCCCAUUCGAACGUAUGUCCUAUCAGGAUGCCAUGAGUCGAUAUGGCUCCGAUAAACCCGAUACCCGGUUCGGAAUGGAGAUUUCGCGAAUUGAGCAUCUUCUUCCAGUAGACCUUGUCAGCAAGAUUACUCCCAUACCCCUCCCUAUAGUUGAGGUUUUCAAACUCGAAAACAAUGACAACGAUCCUGCUGCUAUGUCAGAAUUUAUCACUCAGUUCCUCGACUCCCCGGCUGGUGCACCCUUCAACAACAACCCAGAAGGCGGCCCAGGCAUCUUCGUAUACGAUGCAAAGAAGCCCUUAUGCGGCUUGCAGCCGUUUGGCUUCGAGGCUGCCGAGUUCUUAGAAGAGACUCUCGAUCUCGACCAUGGCGACCUCAUCGUAAUUCAAGCCCGUGAAAAUGCCCCCUUCGCGGGCGGCUCGACCCCAAUCGGUGACCUCCGCCGAGCACUCCAGUCCACAGCAGUCUCUUCCGGAUUCAAACCCGCCCCUGCAGGCUUCGAUUUCCGCUGGAUAGUCGAAUUCCCCCUUUUCUCUCCUUCGAGUGACUCCGAGCCAGGCCAAGGCGGCGCCGCCGGAAUAUCUUCCACCCACCACCCUUUCACGGCCCCCAAGACCGCUGCGGAUGUCGACCUCCUUCUUACUGACCCCACAAAGGUUGUUGCAGACCACUACGACCUUGUCGUCAACGGCGUCGAACUUGGCGGCGGCAGUCGCCGUAUACACGACGCUGCAGUCCAGGAGUUCAUCCUCCGAGACAUUCUCCAAAUGCCUGCUGAGCGGUUAGCGGACUUCUCGCACCUGUUGGAAGCUCUGCGAGCCGGAUGCCCCCCACACGCUGGUUUGGCACUGGGAUUCGACCGUCUUGUUGCCGUGAUGCUAGGCAAGGAAUCUGUGCGAGACGUUAUUGCAUUCCCGAAAAUAGGAAAAGUCGGAGAGGACCCGAUGGUGAAGGCGCCGAGCGUUAUGACUGAGGAGGCACUGGAAACGUAUCAUCUUCGACUCAAGGAGUGAUCUUUAUCCUAGGGCCGCGUUUAGCUAGAAGCUGUAUAUAUAUGGUGGGUCUGUACUGUAGAUAGAUGU